This is a messenger RNA of Camellia sinensis, 2070 nucleotides long. RefSeq names its product alpha/beta-Hydrolases superfamily protein. NCBI's taxonomy places the organism in Eukaryota, Viridiplantae, Streptophyta, Magnoliopsida, Ericales, Theaceae. Gene Ontology annotation, biological process: lipid metabolic process. The record is from RefSeq and is a predicted model, not a curated record.
GUCUUCGAGUCAUUCAUCUCUCUCACUUUUCCAAUAACGUCACGGCUUCUCACCGUCACCAAACCCUUUCUUUCUCCUCAAUCCCGUCUCCAUCGCCAUCAGAUCUGAGCCCUAAAAUCUCUCAAUUUCAUCUCUAUAUACCUUCUCUUCCCAGAAAUUCACUUUGCAUACAUAUAAUUUACAUAUAUAUAUAUAUAUAUAUAUUUAAAGAGAGAAAGAGAGAUUGUUGAGUUGAGUUGAAUUGAAUUGAAUUGGGGGUUUGGAGAUGGCGAUGUUGUUGGAGGACAUAGUUGAAUCAGUGGAGCUGUGGUUGAGCUUCCUCAAGAAGAAGCCACAGCCCUACGUUGACCCCGAUCUCGACCCCGUCCUCUUGGUCCCCGGCAUCGCGGGUUCCAUUCUCAAAGCCGUUGACGACGAGGGCAAAGAAGAGCGCAUCUGGGUUCGCAUUCUUAGCGCCGAUUACAAGUUUCGGACCAAGCUCUGGUCUGUCUUUGAUCCUUCUACCGGUAAAACUGUGUCUUUGGAUCCCAAGACAAAGAUUGCGGUUCCUGAAGACAGAUACGGGCUCCAUGCAAUUGACAUCUUGGAUCCUGAUAUGGUCAUUGGGCGUGAUUGUGUAUAUUAUUUCCACGACAUGAUAGUUGAAAUGCUCAAAUGGGGUUUCCAAGAGGGGAAAACACUGUUUGGUUUUGGAUAUGAUUUCCGCCAGAGUAACAGAUUCCAGGAAACAAUGGAUAGCUUGGCAGCAAAACUGGAGUCCAUAUUUACUGCUUCAGGAGGCAAAAAGAUAAACAUAAUAAGUCAUUCAAUGGGGGGUGUUCUGGUGAAAUGCUUUAUGUGCCUGCACAGUGAUAUCUUUGAAAAAUAUGUGAAGAAUUGGAUAGCAAUUGCUGCACCAUUCCAGGGUGCGCCUGGAUAUAUUACGUCUACCUUUCUGAAUGGUAUUUCAUUCGUGGAAGGGUGGGAGCAGAACUUUUUCAUAUCAAAAUGGAGCAUGCAUCAACUGCUUAUUGAAUGUCCUUCAAUAUAUGAAUUGAUGGCUUCUCGUGAUUUCCACUGGGAUCACACUCCACUUCUAGAAUUUUGGAGACAGAACUGUGAUAGUGAUGGAAAUUCCUAUGUUAUGCUGGAGUCCUAUCCCCCAGAAGAAAGUGUGCCAAUUUUUAUGGAAGCCCUUUCAAGCAACACGGUGAAUUAUGAUGGGGUGGAUAUCCCGUUACCCUUCAACUUAGAGAUCUUGAAAUGGGCUAACGAGACUCGAAAGGUCUUGUCCUCUGCUAAGGUUCCACCUCAAGUUAAAUUCUACAAUAUAUAUGCGACAAAUCUUGAGACACCUCAUAGUGUGUGUUAUGGAACUGAGAGGGCACCCGUCACAGAUUUACAACAAUUACCAUUUUUGCAGGGUAGAUAUGUAUGCGUUGAUGGUGAUGGGACAGUUCCUGUGGAAUCUGCAAAGGCGGAUGGGCUUAAUGCAGAAGCAAGAGUUGGAGUCCCCGGUGAGCAUAGAGGAAUCCUGUGUGACCGUCAUGUCUUCCGGAUACUUCAACAUUGGCUGAAUGCAGGGGAUCCAGAUCCUUUCUACAAUCCUGUAAAUGAUUAUGUGAUUCUACCCACCUUAUUCGAGAUUGAAAAGCACCAAGAAAAGGGAUUACAAGUAACUUCGCUCAAAGAGGAGUGGGAAAUCAUCGUGGAUGGGCAAGAUGACGAAGAAACUAAGCCAUUGGUCAGCUCGAUCUGUGUCUCUAAUGAAGCAGAUGGUCAGCAUAUGCAAGAAGAGGCUUGUGCAACUGUCAUAGUUCACCCUCAGAGUGAGGGUAGGCAGCAUGUUGAACUGAAUGCUGUGAGUGUGACAGCAAGUGCCUAAACUGUGUAUAGGGGUUGAAUUGUUAUAUCACAAUGUGGAAGAGAGGGUGCACUGUGCUCGGGGUUGGACUGUUUGUGUGUGCCCAUGUGUAUAUAAAUGUGUUUGAACCCCCUAAACAUCGUGUACUCGAAUGAGAGUGACACGCAACUCUAUUUGUAUAUAUAUAUAUUCUAUUACAUAUAUCCUGUGUGUGCCUCGUUCUCUUC